AUGUUGAAUAUCACCAAAUCUGAAUUAACUGAUCUCAGUUUAGAUAAUCAACAACCGUCAAUAACAACAAAAAUAUCAACAAUAAACAACAUUUAUGAUUCAAUAGUUUUAGAAAUUUUGAAAAUGAAUAAAUAUUCUGUAAUCAAAGUAAUUGGUGUGGGUUCUUCAGAAGGCAAAGCUAUACUUGUCAGAAAAAUAGAGAACGAACAAAUGUUUGUUAUCAAACAGAGGAAUUUCACUGACAUUGAAGAGGCCAACGACGGAUUAAAUGAAGCAAUGCUAUUGGCGAAACUCCAAAAUUCAAACAUUGUAAAAUUCGAAGAAGUGUUCAUCGUCAACAAUGGAAAUAAUGGAUUCAGUCUAUGUAUAGUUAUGGAGUACUGUGAUGGUGGCGAUCUAUUUGAAUUUAUGAUCAAUUUAAUAUUGGCUGGAGGUUCCGCUUCUCAUGGCAACGAGAUAGAAGAUACCUUGGAGUUAGAAGAGAUAGAGGAAUCGGAGGAAGAGGAGUAUACUAUAUCAUCGACAUCACCAUCAUCUAGCACCACCAGUAGUACUAGUAGCUGUACAACCACCAGCACCACCUCCAAUAUAUCUAGUUACAGCUAUUGUUCAACCCCAGAAUCUUUUCCAACAUCGUUCAAAGAUAUGCCAAAAAUAAACUUGUCACCACAACAGAGUACAUUAACACACUCUGGAAUCUACGAACAACAAAAGGCAUAUCAACUACUUUUAUAUCAAGAUAGAAAACUAGAUGAAAAGACAGAUACUCAGAAAAAGAAAUCAUCUAGCUGGUAUAGAAGAAAAUCUAAGGAUCAAAAAGAUUUUUCAAUUUCCAAUACAGAACAACCAUUUCUACCACCUCUUAGUCCUACAAUCAAUUAUGGUAACAAGAAAACUAGAAUAUUAAUUCCUCCAAAAGUUUUAUAUAAUUGGAUUUAUCAACUUUGUCUUGGAGUUCAUCAAAUUCAUAAUUCUCAUUUCAUACACAGAGAUUUAAAAUCUGAAAAUAUAUUCUUAUCACAAUGUCAAAUUAAAAUUGGUGAUUUUGGUUUGGCUACUAAAUUUGAAUCUAGUGUAAAAGGUGUUGCCGGUACCUAUUAUUAUUCCUCACCAGAAAUAUUAAAUAAUCAACCAUACUGUAGACCUGCAGAUAUCUUUUCUUUAGGAUGUAUCAUUUAUGAAAUGACUACCUUACAUUUGUUACCUCUAACUAAGAGAUGUAUUGCCGAGGAACUCAUUUCAGGAACUUUUGAUGCUGCAAGUUUCAAAAAGGAAUUUCCUACUGAUUAUCACGAUUUAGCAGAUUUAGUUUUGAAAAUGUUAGAUGAAAAUGCAGAAUACAGACCUUCAAUUGAUUUAAUUUUACAACAUAAAAUAUUUGAUGUUUUCAAGAUUCCAAAGAGUUUUGAAAAAGUUGAAGUUUCUGCAACCAGCGUAUCAAAUGUAUCAACUUUUUCAAUUUCACCUCAUGGUGGAUUUAGAAAGCAAUUGGAAAAAGCUGAUUUAGUAGCAUCGUCUGCUUUGUUGGCUGAAGCCUAUGAUAACGACCCAAGAUUCUCUUGGAUUGGAAAAAAAGAUAAACCCAAAUCCCACAGUUUAAGAAAGAUGUUCUUUUACAAUGGUCUUAAGAUUAUGUUUGAAGAAAGAUUUUUACUAUGGGGAUAUCAUAAUUCAGAUAAUGUAUUAAAUGGUGUUGCAUGUUGGAUGACUCCAGAUUAUAAUAAUGAAGAUGAUUAA
Heterostelium album PN500 is the source of this 1737-nucleotide messenger RNA. RefSeq names its product putative protein serine/threonine kinase. Gene Ontology annotation, biological process: protein phosphorylation. NCBI's taxonomy places the organism in Eukaryota, Evosea, Eumycetozoa, Acytosteliales, Acytosteliaceae. The coding region runs from base 1 to 1737 and encodes 578 amino acids. The transcript has 7 exons. Gene Ontology annotation, molecular function: protein kinase activity; ATP binding. The record is from RefSeq and is a predicted model, not a curated record.